AUGGCUUCUUGGACGUUCGAUAUGAAGUCUCUUGAAGAAACAUUUGUGAGUUUUUUCGGUCUUUCCUGGGGGUUCACGGGCUUUGUGCUUCUAGGAAGUAUUUUCCUCCUCACGAUUCUACGAUCCAUUUACAACACACUUUUCCAUCCACUGGCUCGUUACCCUGGCCCAAUUAUCUGGACCUCAACUUUUAUUCCUUACAAAAUUGCUCUUAUGAAGGGAACAACCCAUCUCUGGCAUGCCGAGUUUCAUCGCCGCUAUGGACCAGUAGUCCGAGUGUCACCAGACCAGCUCUCGUACAUCAGCGCCCAGGCGUGGGAUGAUAUAUACGCUUGCAGGAAUCCUCAGCUGAAGAAGCACCCUGAAAUUACUGCGAGCCCUGCAGGGGGUGUGAACGGGAUGGCCAACACCCCUAGUGAUACGGACCAUGCCCGGAUGAGGCGCGAGCUGGUUUCAGGCUUCAGUGAGAGAAGUGUCAGGGCGCAAGAGAAUCUUUUGACACGACAUAUCAGCCAACUGGUGGUAAGGCUCAGGGAGCGGGUCCUUGAUACUCAGAAAGAGGGUCCAGGAACUAGGGAGGCCAAUAUGUCACUCCUGUUGAACGCUACAACCUAUGAUAUCAUAACUGAUCUGACCUUUGGAGAGAGCGCCAACACGCUUGAGCAGGAGACCGACUGGAUUGGUUUCGUUAUGCCCAUGGUAAAAGCACGCAUUGCUUCCCGCGUUGUCACUAAAUAUGUCUCUUUCUUCGUGACCACAAUCAGUUCGCUAUUCCCGGUGUUAUUCCCGAGUGCUACAGUGAAAUUCCACCAGAGCAACAUCGCUGCAUUGGACCGCCGUCUCGAUUCGAGUGCUGAUGACAAGCAACCUGAUCUCCUCACUCUCGUAAUGCCUCAUUUAGGUGGACCCCAAGGCUUCUCAAUAGGGCAGCUUCGCUCAACGGUGGGAUCACUCAUGAUUGCCGGAUCCGAAACUACUGCCAGUGUCCUGACAUCCGCCAAUUACUAUGUUCUUUCCCACCCACAGAUAUACGCCCGGUUGAAAGAAGAGGUGAGAGCGAGUUUCGCAAGAGAAGAGGACAUCAACAUCAUAGCGGUCAACAACUGCAAGUACAUGAUUGCCGUACUACAAGAAACAAUGCGAAUCUGGCCAGCAAUCCCAUCGAGCCUUCCACGCAUAAGUCACGGCUGCUUCAUCGAUGGAAACUGGGUUCCUAAUGGAACCAAAGUCGGAGUGCACCAGUGGUCGUCAUAUCGGUCAGAGCUGAAUUUCACCCGCCCAGAGGAGUUCCUGCCAGAAAGAUGGCUGGAAGGAGAGAAUCGGCAGUUCAAGGAUGACAAUAAAGCCGCGUUUCAGCCGUUUAAUGUGGGCCCGCGGAACUGUCUUGGGAUGAGCUUUGCCAAGGUUGAGCUCCGUAUGAUAUUUGCGCGUUUGUUGUGGAAAUUCGAUAUGGAACUUCUCACUAACCACGAGGAGUGGGAAGCGCAACGCACCUACAUUGUCUGGGAUCGGUGCCCGCUGAGAGUCAAGAUCCCAUCGUUGUGUGGUCAUUGUCAUCGUCUUGUUAAGACCAUGCAAUACCCCAAUUAUCUCGUCUUCCUUGUUGGGGUUGCGAUAUCACUAGUGAUUCAUAAUGCGUAUAGACUCAUCCAACGCAAUCUCACUCAACGCCGUUUUAUAAGUCUUCAUGGCUGUCAACCGGCAGCUAAGGUUCCCUCGAAGGGCAGAUUCAGCAACCUUAGGCGAAUUCUCUCCAACGUUCGAACGGCCAAGCAACACCGAAUCCUUGAAACAAACCAAAGCACCUUCCAACGUUUCGGCAACACCGUAGCUGACAAACGACUUGGACGCCCGGCCAUCAUCACCUGCGAGCCUGAGAAUGUGAAGACCAUCGUUUCGCAACAAUUUCAGGACUUCACAGUUGGACAUCGUAUUCACGCACAAGGUCCACUCCUCGGGCAUGGCAUCUUCACAUCGGAUGGCGACCAGUGGGCUCGUUCUCGUGCUCUACUCCGACCUAAUUUCACUCGCGCCCAGGUAUCGGACCUUACCCUAUUCGAGGAGAAGAUACAAGACCUUUUCGCCCUCAUCCCCCCAAACGGUGCCACGGUUGACCUACAAGAGCUUUUUUACUCGUAUACCUUGGACUCUGCGACGGAGUUCUUGUUCGGACAUUCCCUUCAUACACUAAGAAGAUCACACCCUGAUAGCGAGUCGGGGUUUGAGGUUGGGAAGGCGUUUAACUAUGCCAUGGAGGCAAUUACCAUGCGGUCCCGGUUGGGUUCCCUGCGUGUCCUCCAUUUUGAUCGUAAAGCAACGCGAAGCUUUAAGAUCUGUCAUCAGUUUGCCGAGAGGAUCAUUGAUUCUGCAGUGCAACGGAGAGACGCAAUUCCCAUUGCUACCGGUGACUCUGGACAGAAACAAAAGUAUCGGGUCGUCGACGAGCUGGUGCGCCAGACCAACAACAGGCGUCAAAUCCGGGAUGAGCUAAUAAAUGGCCUAAUUGCCGGUAGAGACACCACCGCCGGUCUCCUGAGCAAUCUAUUUUUUUUGCUAGCCAAACACCAAGAGGUAUGGACUAAACUGCAGGAUGAAGUCAACAGGACACUCAAUGGCCGUCUUCCGAGCUAUGAAGAUCUGCGCCAGAUGAAAUUUCUCCAAUAUUGCUUGAAUGAGGCUCUCCGACUAUAUCCCGUGGUGCCAAUUAACGGCAGGCUCGCAAAAAUCGAUACAUGUCUCCCAGUCGGCGGUGGCCCCGAUGCAAAAUCACCGGUAUUUGUUCCCAAAGACACCAUGGUCAUAUACAGCGUGUAUUCAAUGCAUCGACGUGAUGAUCUAUACGGGCCCAAUUCCAAUGAAUUCUGGCCUGAGCGGUGGGACUCCAUUCAGCCGGGAUGGGGCUAUCUUCCUUUCAACGGUGGUCCACGAAUCUGCCUGGGCCAGCAGUAUGCUUUGACAGAGGCUGGAUACGUGACAGUCCGGCUGGCGCAGCGAUUCCGUAAGCUCGAGAGUCGUGAUCCGGGGAAGUGGGAGGAGAGUCUUUCAAUGACGUUAAGAUCUCGAAAUGGGACUAAGGUGGGUCUAAUGUCGACUUAA
Molecule: messenger RNA, 3096 nt
Organism: Talaromyces rugulosus
Lineage: Eukaryota; Fungi; Ascomycota; Eurotiomycetes; Eurotiales; Trichocomaceae
Exons: 6
Coding region: 1-3096 (1031 amino acids)
Molecular function (GO): heme binding; oxidoreductase activity, acting on paired donors, with incorporation or reduction of molecular oxygen; monooxygenase activity
Source: RefSeq, a predicted model, not a curated record